GUUUGAUGGGCAGCGGUAUUGCCCAGUCUUGUGCCACUACUGGCAAGUUUAACUCAAUCGUCCUGCAGGACGUCAACCAGAAAGUGUUGGACAAUGCACAGGCAAAGAUCACCCAGUCGCUGACAAAACUUCAGCAGCUUAAAAAGGUUCAACUGGACAAAUCGCCUGAGGAGGUUGCUUCCCGAAUCACGUUGAGCACUGAGGUGAAACCAGUUUCGGACCAGAAUUUACUCAUAAUCGAAGCAGUUCCGGAGAUAAUUGAACUGAAACAGAAAAUCUUCAAGAGCUUAUC
Molecule: messenger RNA, 292 nt
Organism: Rhagoletis zephyria (snowberry fruit fly)
Lineage: Eukaryota; Metazoa; Arthropoda; Insecta; Diptera; Tephritidae
Product: glyoxysomal fatty acid beta-oxidation multifunctional protein MFP-a-like
Biological process (GO): fatty acid beta-oxidation
Cellular component (GO): mitochondrion
Molecular function (GO): (3S)-3-hydroxyacyl-CoA dehydrogenase (NAD+) activity; NAD+ binding
Source: RefSeq, a predicted model, not a curated record